This is a messenger RNA of Cyclopterus lumpus (lumpfish), 1706 nucleotides long. RefSeq names its product RNA binding motif protein 34 (gene rbm34). Gene Ontology annotation, cellular component: cytosol. The coding region runs from base 196 to 1455 and encodes 419 amino acids. The record is from RefSeq and is a predicted model, not a curated record. Gene Ontology annotation, molecular function: mRNA binding. NCBI's taxonomy places the organism in Eukaryota, Metazoa, Chordata, Actinopteri, Perciformes, Cyclopteridae. The transcript has 11 exons.
AUUUGCAGUAGGACAGGCCGUGUGCUGGGAAGGGAAAAACGUGUGAGCGUGUGUGAGCUAUAUAUACACUCUCGUGUUAUUGGUGUUUAAAGUCGUAGAAAUUAGUUUAAUCGCGGCAAUUAACCUGAUAAACAACUCGUUUCUAUUAAUAGAAGAAACCAGCGAGUGUUGCUGGUGUGUUCUCUGGAAUAAACCAUGAAGAAGACACCCAAGAAGAGUGUUUCGGUCGUCCGUGAAGAGGCGUUGUCAGGGCAACCGGCAGCUGACUACGAGGUGGGGCAGGUGUCAGGAAGUUUGUUCAAGAAGAAAUCCGCAGCCUCCGGAUCGCUGUCGACUUUAUUCGGCACCGUGGCACCGGCCGGUCCUCUUCUGUUUCAGCCUGCACCAAAGCCUGUUCAGAAGAGCACAGAAGCAAAGGAGGAAACUCCAGAGGUCAAAGGUCAGGCCAGUCAGAAGAAGAAUCAGAAGCCGCUUCCGGAGAAAUCGGAAGCCGACCAGAAGCUGGAGAACAGGGAGAUCAGUUUGCAGAACGCGGACGAGGACGAGCGAGGGAAGGCGACGCCCGCUCAGAAGAAGAGGAAAGCGCCGGACGAAGAGACCAGUGCGGAGCAGUGGGUGAUGAAGAGGAAGAAGCUGAAAGCCAGUAAAGAGCAGGACGUGGUAAAGGAGAAGAGGACGGUGUUUGUUGGCAACCUGCCCAUCAGCUGCACCAAGAAGACCCUGACCAGCCUCUUCAGAGACGACGGAUCCAUCGAGUCCAUGCGCUUUCGCUCUGUGGUCAGAGAGGAUCCCUUGAUGUCCCGCAAAGUAGCCGUUAUUCAGCGCAAAAUUCACCCCAAAACGCAGAGCUUAAACGCCUACGUGGUGUUCAGCGACGAGGCCACGGUGGCCAAAGCGCUGGAGAGGAACGGCAUGGAGAUCGAGAAGGACUUCCACAUCCGGGUGGACAGAGUGACGGAGGGCCCCUCGCACGAUCACAAACGCUCCGUUUUCGUGGGGAAUCUUUCGUUCGAGAUGAAAGAACUGUCUUUCCGGCGGCACUUUGAGGAGUGUGGCACAGUGGACGCUGUGCGAUUGGUGCGAGACCAGAACUCUGGAUUGGGGAAAGGAUUCGGUUACAUCCUGUUUGAGAGUGCCGACUCGGUGCAGCUGGCGUUGGAACUGGACGGCACCAAACUGGACGGCAGAGCCAUCCGGGUGAAGAGGGCGGAGAGGCAGAAGAAUCACACUGACGCCAAGGGCCCCGCCAAGGGCCCCGCCAAGGGCCCGGGGCAGGAGAGGGGAGGCGGCUGGAAAGGUUUCAAGUCUAAAAAGAAGUUGUCUGGAAACCAGCAGAAGUUGACCAAGAGCUCAAACUCCUUCAAAGGAGAAAUGGUGGAUCCAAACAAAAAGAGUCAAAAGAAAGGACAGAAGAAGAAGAAGAAACCGAGGACCAAGCGGGCUGUUCACAUCUGAUCGGCAUCGUGAGGUUUUUUUCCGACUCCGAUGACGAGCCGACGGGGUUUUCUCUGUCCGACGGACACAAACCAAUCAUUAUUGGGGAAAUAUCGUUAAAUUACGACAUUAUUCUCAUAACGUUACGACCGAAUACAGAAGGCCCGAGAGACCGUUUCAUAUUUUGUAUUUUAUGUGAAUUUAGUUUUUCUUUCUCAUCCAUAAAGACAUUUACACCAUAAAUCGCUGCAUUUAAUAAAAAGUCACCGCAC